AUGGAGCAUAGGAUGGACUCACACCGACAGCAGUGAGGAAGUGAGGUGGCCGAGGCUUUUGACUGGCACAACAGCGCCACUUUUAAGCGGUCGUUCACUUCGUCAACAAUAACAGUCCUCAGAAGUUGUCAGACUGUGGUCAAGGAUAACCGGGAGAACAGUGCCACGACGAUACAGCCUUCAGUUAUAUGUGGGAGGUCAAAGAUGGUUCAAGACAGUGCUCACAUUCGGCGGCAGGGUGCCCAGGACUUCAUGGCAUACUAUGACUUUGCCUGUGCCAGACAGGAAUCAGUCCCUCUCCCUGCUGUGAAGAUGAACCUUGACAAAGGGAGGCUGGACUUUAAUGGAGACAGGGUCAAACUCACCGACUGGCCACCCAUUCUCAACUCUAUCUGCAUCAACAAACACCUGCACCACAUUGCAAUAAGUAGCACAUACCAAGCUAGUCUGGGUUCUGGAGACACAGAUAGACGGUACUAUAAGUCUAGCUUCAGGAAGAAGAUCCCAGCCAUUCGCUCUAAGGAGAUGACAUUUAAGUUGUGCAAGGCCCUGAGAGAGUGUCUGAAUGUCUCUCCCAACCUCAAGACUUUGCAGCUUAAUGGACUUCCACUGAGAGAGAGGGACCUCAUCACCUUGACAAAGGGUUUAGCAAAAAGUGUUUCCUUGGAAAACCUUUCUCUGGCUAACUGUCCAAUCACUGACGAGGGCUUAGAGGUCAUUUGCCAAAGUGUUAAGUAUUCUACAAGCAUCAGGACGGUGGAUUUUACAGGGUGCAAUCUCACCUGGAGAGGGGCAGAGCAUAUGGCCAGCAUCAUCAAGCAUCAGGGAAUGCAGAGGCAUGGUACUGCAUGGGCAGAGUCUCUGAGGUAUCGACAGCCACAGUUUGAGGGAAUGGGGGGUCUCCGGCGUGUCACCCUAAACUCUAACACUUUGAUUGGGGAUCGGGGUGCUGCUGCUCUUGCACAUGAACUGGCCGAGGACCUCUGGGUUAAAGCUGUGGACCUACAGAGGUGCGGUCUAUCCAGUGAUGGAGCUCGUCGUUUGCUGGAAGCCUUGAAAACUAAUUCUGCUCUUUGUGUACUAGAUAUUCGUAGUAACCCUUUAAUUGACAAGGUCCUAAUUAAAACUAUAAUAGAGAAAGUACUGAUGAAUGCUGAUGGACAGUCACCAGAGUAUUGCUGGAUCAAGCCUGCAGCCACAGAGCCACAGAGAGCUUCUGGUCCAAAGAGGCGAGCACUACCCAGUACAGUCAGAGGAAAAGCUACAUUUAGGAUAGCCCCUCGUAAAGGAGCAUCUCCUGGAGGGCGGAGUUCAUGCGUUGCACAGACACAGAAGUCCUUUUCCCGCUCCCCUUGUGUGCCUUGGCGUGCUGCUGCACGAGCUGAACGCCAGAGAGGUAUGCCUCCUGCAGUCAGUGUGAUAGAUCAAAGCUUUCAGGGUGCAGCUACAGUGAGAGUAACUGUGGAGUCAGAUUCAGAGAGAGAGGAGGAUGAGGAAGAGGAAGAAGUGGUGGUGGAAGUGGACCAGAGACCAUCUUCUCUUAGUCUCCAGGACAGCAUCACUGGAUGGCAGUUUGAACAUAUGCAGAUGGAGCUAAAGGAGUGUCGUCUGAGGCUGGCAGAGGAGCGCAGAGCCAGACUGAAAGCUGAGUCAAGGCUCAUGGAGUAUGAGUUGGAGAAUGCCCGUCUUCGUAACACCAACCUCUCCCUAUCAGAAGUACUUGCAGCCACUGGCUCUGCAUCAGCACCACCUGCUUUCAGUGCACUUGAAGAUGAGGCAGUGCUUGAGAGCAUUGAGAACUCAUUUACCAAGUUCCAUGCUUUCCUGGAUCUCCUCAAGGAUGCUGGCCUAGGUCAGCUAGCUUCAAUGGCUGGAAUUGACAAGUCAGAUUUCCACCCUCCGGGAAGACCUCAGCUCUCUUCUACAAUAGGACCUCAUUUGGGUGGUGCAGCAUCACUGACUAGAGGGGAGUAUCGGGCUGUUCGGGCAAGGACUGAUGUUUCAUCUUUGCUAAAGGUAGGCAGCGUACUGCCUGCUCCCCCUGGUAGACCGGCUGACACAACCACUCCCAGAUCUCCAUCCUCUGUCAAGGAGUCCUUGCGUGAAGAUAGGCUGCUAGAUGUGACCUUCAGUCAGGCUUUUGAACCAGAACCUGCUGUAGACCCUGGUGUAGGUGGAAAAGAGGAACCAGAUAAAUAUUCAAAGCCUGAUACCCAGCAUGAUUCAGGUUCUGAGCACAGUUUCCGUAGCCAAAAAUCCUUUGAUAAAGUUUUCUUUGGUAAAGCUUUUCAGACUCAACCAAGCCACCCUGAGAGCAACAGCAACUCUCACAGAAGCAAUGGUUCCCAUGGAUACAGCUUCAACAACAGCUAUGCUUACAGUCAUGCUUCUCAUAGCAACGGGUCUCUUGGUGGAUUGUCCGGAAGAUCAAGUGUUAGUGACGUUAUAAGUGACAAGGCAGAGUCUGUGGGAUCGGUAGGGUCAACUAACAGGGGGCAGGGAAGACUAGUUACAGUAGGCCAGUCAGGAUCUGAAGGGUCUGAGGGGAAAGCCUUUCCUGGGAGUGAGACUCUGGAGCAGAUCAGGUCUCUGGGCGGUCUGGGAGGGCAGUCAGACAAUGAGUCCUUCUGACCAGAGAGACAUGAAAAGCUGUGUAUUGCGGUGUCUGUUCUUAGUGCCUUCUCCUUAAAAUGCUUUCUGUUAAGAUUGUUGUUCACUUUAAGAAUGUCUAUGAUGUAGAUUUUGUACAUAUUUUUUGGAGUCUAGAUUUAUUUUUAAAUCUUAGGAAGACACAAUACCAGUCUCAGUUAUUUCAUUGUUUUGUAAAGCGUCACGUUCUUUUGUAGAUGCAGUUUGCACUUGGGGCAUGUACAGUAUACCAUUUCAUUCAGUAAAGUGUGAUAGUAGAUAUUUGGGUUGCCAAGCUAACCUCGCCACAAUCAAGUCUUAAUUCAAUCAUUCAAUCCCAUUGUGGUCCUGUUCCAUGUUUGAACACAUCAAACCUCAGAGGGAAAAUAUAUUGCAUUAUCUUAAAGCCAUUUCAUGGUAGCUUAUUUCUCCUUUUUUAAAUAUAUAAUUUAUGAUGUAGAAUUGUAUCCUUUUGUUGUUCCUGUUCGGACAUUCUUCACUGCUCUAAAAUUUACGUUUUUUAAUAAACAUGUUAGCAGUUUCAAGUUGUGUUCCUGAGCUUCUAAAUUCAAAAUUCAAAAAGCUACUGCCACUCCCAAGUCAGAAAUGCACCAUAACAGUGCAUUAUGAACUUGGCAUUGCCCCAAUUUAUACCUGUGAAUUUCUCAUUUUGAGGAUUUUUCAAUAUGCCCUAUAUACUGUUUAUGCCAUUAAUGUGUGCAGUAUUGAGAACUAAUACUAAAAUAGAUAUUCACUAAUAAAACUGUGUUGUGACACAAACCCCAAAAGGCUUCUAACUGAAAGACCCUGGUUUUACUAACAAUUAUUCUCAGCGCUGCAUGUGUUGCUGUAAUUUCCCCAUUCCCAUUGUUACUUGUCCAUUCCAUAUAGCAUUGUCAGUGGGUGAAAUUGUGCCAGAAAACGUUUUGGACCUGUGUCUACUUGCUUUCUAGAUGCAGGACCAAAAUCUGUUUACUACAUUGGGUGUCUACGGUCUCUUUUGGUGCUGUGUCCUGAGAGACAAAGUAAUGGGACCAAAGCAUGAUUUUUGUGGGUUAGAGUAGGACAGAGUGUUCUGUUGGCGUAUCUGCAUGUUUUCCAUUACAAGUGAGCACCAAACAUCAGUAAAAGCCAAAAGUACAGCUCUCUGCAAAGGUGAAAAGGAGUGCAUAAAGUCUUUCAUCUGUAACAUAUUCUCAGAGUUACGUAAUCUUUUAUUCUUCUUGUAGUCUUUUUUUGUACUUUUUUUUCCUCAAGACACCUCUUUUGCAAAUAAUGUACUCAUUUUAGAGACUGAAGUAGAGAGUUUAUUUCUUAUUUGUUGUAGUAAGAGUUUUCGAUGGAAAUGCUGACAUUUGUCACAUCUCUCUGUUUAUGUGUAGUUUACACACAACUGUAGUGCCUUAAAUGCUGUGGAAGGUAAAGUGUGAAUUACUAUAGAAGCAGUAAGAGUUUCUUAGCUGUUGUAUGUGCACUUGAGUACAUCAGCCGGGGUUGGACUGUGUUGUCCAAGGAUAAUGUGUGAUAGCUGUCUGUAAUGUUUGAGCGCAUGAUAUGAAACAAUUUCACAGUUUAUGCACAGUUGCUGUAGCAACCUGUGUCACUGUUGUGGCCCUACCGGACCUUGAUUUAAUGCUGAAGCAGUUUUCUUUUAGUAAAAUCAAGUAAAACUACACUUGUCAAAUUUCGGUGAGGCAUUUGUGCAACAUCCCAGUUGUAAUUGUUUUUUACAUACAUUUAUUCAAAUUUAAAGUGGGACUAUGUAACUUUUAAAAGAAAAAAUAGCACUUUUAUCCUUUUAGAAAUGAAAUGUUGAAUCCAUAAACAUACAAACACAACAUUGCUCAAUUCACUACACUACACUUUUCUUCUACAGCCUUGCUUGGUCUGGUAUGACCACUAGUUUAUGGUGGCUAAUUCUAGCAAACUUUACUGUAUAAUAAACUAUUGCUGUAAAAUGGA
Molecule: messenger RNA, 4590 nt
Organism: Siniperca chuatsi (mandarin fish)
Lineage: Eukaryota; Metazoa; Chordata; Actinopteri; Centrarchiformes; Sinipercidae
Gene: cep78
Product: centrosomal protein 78
Exons: 16
Coding region: 205-2631 (808 amino acids)
Cellular component (GO): centrosome
Molecular function (GO): protein binding
Source: RefSeq, a predicted model, not a curated record